This is a messenger RNA of Ceratina calcarata, 3490 nucleotides long. RefSeq names its product optix (gene Optix). The record is from RefSeq and is a predicted model, not a curated record. The coding region runs from base 760 to 2193 and encodes 477 amino acids. Gene Ontology annotation, biological process: regulation of transcription by RNA polymerase II. Gene Ontology annotation, cellular component: transcription regulator complex; nucleus. Gene Ontology annotation, molecular function: RNA polymerase II cis-regulatory region sequence-specific DNA binding; DNA-binding transcription factor activity, RNA polymerase II-specific. The transcript is spliced from 3 exons. NCBI's taxonomy places the organism in Eukaryota, Metazoa, Arthropoda, Insecta, Hymenoptera, Apidae.
CACUCGGGUGCGACGAGGAGAGAGAGAGAGGGAAAGAGAGGGAGAGGACGAAGCGGUAGUAGAGGUAGGUCGCAAGAGUCGGCGGGACUACUACCAGGUUGCAACGGGCGUACAAACGUAUCAUGCUGGGUAGGGCCGGUGCCGAGAUGCCGGGUUGUAAACGAAACCAGUUUGCUAUCCGAUACGAUCCAGGCAACAGCGGCCUCGCGUGAUAUCCUCGCGGCCCGAGAAGAACGUCGGCGUGUGUUUUCGUUCGUCGCGAAACCCUGAGGAUAUCUCUACCUGGCGAACGUGGUCGUAGCAGGGGUUGAGCGACCGACGGUAGCGCUACGGGGUAAGAUUCAGUCGAGCAUCGACAGUCAACGACUGCCCUUACAUCGCGCGACAUCGUUACGGGUUCGGAGAGACGUCGCGCGUAUUUGACACUGCUUCGUAUUGAAAAGCUGUAAGGAGGUGCUUCAUUGAAAAUUUGGUGACGAUCGAAACGGUGAGACGUUCGCGGAGUGAGUUCCGACCGACAAGAGGACGAGGUGCUGUGAUGACGAACUGUCGAGUCCGACGAACGACACGGCGAUGAGAAGAAGCGCGAGGAGCAAACACAAACCGAGUCGGAGAGUUUCCUGAGUCCGACGCAUAUCAAGGGUGACAUCGAUGCUUUGAAGCAGCGGUCGGAUACCAGCCGCGGAGCAGAGAAACCACGGAGGUAAACGGAUCGAUCGAUCCCGGGGAAUCCACCAGGAUCGAGACGAUCGAAGAGAAAUGUCAGCCGUAGUGCCAGCAGGAACAGGCGCCGGGGCGCCCACCGCGAGUGGGCCCAUCGUACCUGCUCCGGUUUUCGCGUUACCAACUCUGUCGUUCACCGUCGGUCAGGUGGCCACCGUUUGCGAGACCCUGGAGGAGAGCGGAGACAUCGAGAGACUGGCAAGGUUCCUCUGGAGCCUGCCGGUAGCGCAUCCGAACAUUCAAGAGUUGAAUCAAAGCGAGGCAGUUCUCAGAGCUAGAGCGAUCGUCGCUUUCCACUCGGGACACUACAGGGAAUUGUACGCGAUUCUGGAGAGGCAUAAGUUCACCAAGGACUCUCACGGUAAACUGCAAGCGAUGUGGCUCGAAGCACACUAUCAGGAAGCGGAAAAGCUUCGCGGAAGACCGCUUGGACCCGUCGACAAGUACAGAGUGAGGAAGAAAUUCCCGUUGCCGAGGACUAUCUGGGACGGCGAGCAGAAGACUCAUUGUUUCAAAGAGCGAACCCGAUCGUUGUUGAGAGAGUGGUAUCUUCAAGAUCCGUACCCGAAUCCGGGGAAGAAAAGGGAAUUGGCCGCUGCCACAGGACUCACGCCUACUCAAGUUGGAAAUUGGUUCAAGAACAGAAGACAGAGGGAUCGAGCGGCUGCAGCAAAGAACAGAAUGCAACAACAAUCUGGUACAGGAAACGGGAAUGCGCGUCGCACGCUGAGUCCGGGGCCAGGGGGUAGCGACUCGGAGGAUUCUGAUAUAUCUCUGGGUGGAACAUCGCCACCGUCUCCAAGUUCUUCGCCACCACCGACUCACCAACCGUCUCCCGUUCCUCUCGGGGCCUUGGGUCCCCUGCCACCGCCCACGUUGAAUUUCCGUUUCGAUCCAUCGCAAUCGCAGUUUCGAUUUAACCACGCGACGGCCUUCAAAUUCCCGCCGGCCGCCUUCCGGUUUGCACCACACAGUCCGCAACACAAUCAUCCGAACAUCUCGGGCGGUGGAAUCUUCAGGCUGGCGGAAACGAGCCCGUUCCAAGCUGUAGGACCCAGGGGAGAUCUUGGGUCACGAUUACCGGAUACAUUAGCACUACCGCCGCCACCGAGGAUCCACCCUCACGACGGGUUGCUGCCCCAUCCACAUGUGCAGCAUCAGUUACCGGAUGGAAUGUCGAGGAUAGGAUCGGAUGGUUCGCGGAUGUCCGAUGGCGGAAUAUCGCGGUUGUCGGACAGCCUAUCGGAAGCGCACAGCCCACCAUUGAUGGCUACGAACCUGUCGGUGACGGGUCCACUGAGGGUCGCGGUCCCGAGUCCGCACACGCCCUCCUCGCGGGGCAGUCCGUCGGCUAGUCAACAGACUCCUCAGGGUCAGUCUCAGGAACAGCAGGGAUUGAUAAGGGUCGCGACGCCACCAGCGCCGAAUCCGAAACCACCCCAGAUCCACCGACCCUUCUCGCCGGCGUGAUACGAUGUGCCCGACGAAACGGAAGAGAUUGUAUUAGUAGAAACGGAGGACGACGAUCGGUCUGCACUGUCGAGGAAAAUCGUCAACGAGCAAAGACAGCGAUUCCUCGAGAAGCGCUUCGAGAUAUUAUGAGACGAACGAGGAGCGCGGAUUAAAAAUAUAAUCGACGGUUUCAGAAGAAAUCGGGACGAGCGUUAUUGACGUGGAUUCCUCGUGACACACAGGAAUCGGAAACAGAGGCCAGAAUAUUUCUAGUUGAACGUCGCGUCGUUAGAUAGAUCGAGCGACCGGACGUGUGCAAUUACGGAGGCGAGUGAAAACGAUGCAAACGAUCGUCGCAUGUAAAUAGCCGUGGUAAUCGUCGAGGUACGACGAUCUGUGCGUCCGGGACAUAGUUUUCGUUGAACGAAAAACGAGCUUGCGAUCGGAGACCGCUUCGAGGUCGGGUCGAGGUUGAAACGAACUCGGCAUAACGGCGUUUCGUUCAUCCCUUCCUUAUCGUAGUCUGUACAUAGCGGUGCUUUCAGCAAGGAAGGAGACAAUGUUCUUCGAUGUAACCGUCGCCCGAGAAUCUUCCUUCGCCGUUUCGGACUCGCGCGAUCGCUACUUUCGUCGAAGAUAGUUAAACGUCUGUCGAACAAAUCGAGAAAUUCGAAGAACGCGCACGCGCGUGGUUUUCGCCCGGCAUCGCGGCAAGUUGAAAUCGCACAACGUCGUCGUUUGCCGUUGGCCUCGUAACGGUGUCUAAUAAACGCGCAACGUCGAUCGUAAGAGAAACUAAUUUAAGAUGACCCUUAGCUUUAAGUAGAAAUCUGCGAUUCAAAAAUCUCCUCGAAGAAUCCACGAGUGAGCUCCGAAAGGAUUCUAGAGGAUUCUCGUGGCUUCGGAACGAAAAUUUCGUCGGAGGCGGUGUCGAUCGCUCGACCGAAGGAAAGAAAUCGUGAGAGCGCGUGGCUUCGCGCAUUUUCCACUAUCUCUAUCUCUCUCUCUCUCUCUCUCUCUUUUCUCUAUCGCUCUGUCUCUCCUUGUAGAUACACGACCGCGUGCGCGAAUCGCGCCAGCGGAAUUUCUCAUAUUAUAUGGGACGUAUCUUCGUAAAUAUGAACAUACGCUACGAUCCACAUUAUACAUAGGUACCUUACGUAAAGACUAUUAACACGGAAGAUUAUACAUAUAUAAAUAUAUGAGGAGAAGACGAAAACAUUAUUAUUAAUAUUAUUGUAUUAUUAUUAUUAAUAUUAUUUGCGCCUGUACAUAUACAUUCACGCGAAAAUAUAUUAACAGAUUAUUAUGACAU